This is a messenger RNA of Dicrocoelium dendriticum, 384 nucleotides long. The record is from the annotation of a GenBank genome assembly. NCBI's taxonomy places the organism in Eukaryota, Metazoa, Platyhelminthes, Trematoda, Plagiorchiida, Dicrocoeliidae.
AUGUCAAUUAUAUUCUUGAGUGGGCCUCCCAAGUCUGCAACAAUCCAAGGUCGACUAGUGUUACCUGGCCAUCUUAGAUUCAGCUGCCGUUACACUAUACGAAUCAAGCAACUAACACUUGAAGAAAGUGAACAUCGAUCAUCGGAGUGGUCUAUUACUCACCAUGCCCCACGUCGAAGAAAACACAUUGAAGUACCGACCACUUAUCACUGCUUUUGUACGCCUUCUUGUCUUGAUAUAGAGUCGAAUACUGGAACGUCACCGGUCAACUGCAGUCUACCAAAUCCUGGACCUCCACCUCAUCCAUUGGAUUUGAUUACCAAAGAGAGCGUCCAGUUGCGAUUUUGGAUCUCAUGGGAACCGCCAAUAGUUACGGAACGGUAG